GUCAAAGGACAGGCGAAGUACAAAGAUGGCGGCGCAAGCGGUAGUGGCUGAGCAGAUGAAGCGGUGUCAGUGAGGAGCAGGGCAGUGGCCGGGCUAGGCAAGGCGUGGGUGGGGAUGAUGGUGCGUGGCGCGCGCUGUGGCUGAGGACCCCUCGCGCCCUCUAGCCGUCCCGCGCACCCGCCCCUCUCAGCUGGUGCCCCGGCCUCGCGCUCCCUCCUCUCCAUGAGCGGCGCGUGCGAGCUGGUGUGGCGCCUGCUGCACGCCCUGCUCUGCCUGCUGCGCGCGCUGCUCUCGUGGCUCCGCGGGCGGCUGCGGGGAGGCCCCCGCUCGUGGCUCUGGCGCUGGUGGCGCCGCGCGGCCUCUGCCGCCGCCUCCUGCGCGCUCCUGGCGCCCGCCGCCGGGGCCUUCGCCUUCCACAAGCCCGGCGCGGCGCGGCGAGUGCCUGGCGGGCGCGGGCGGGGGCGCUGGGACGGGCGGUCCCUGGAGAAGCUGCCGGUGCACAUGGGGCUGGUGGUGACCGAGGAGGAGCCGAGCUACGCGGACAUGGCCAGCCUAGUGGUGUGGUGCAUGGCGGUGGGCAUCUCCUACGUCAGCGUCUACGACCACCACGGAAUCUUCAAGAGGAAUAACGCAAGGCUGAUGGAUGAAAUUUUAAAACAGCAGCAGGAACUCUUGGGUCUAGAUUGCUCCAAAUAUACAGUGGAAUUUGCAAAUCAAGACAAAACAGACCAAGUUUUAAAUUGCCAAUCUACAUUGAAGGUGCUGUCCCCAGAAGAUGGAAAGGCAGACAUAGUGAGAGCCGCUCAGAACUUUUGCCAGUUGGUAGCACAACAGCAAAGAAAAUAUACAGACCUGGAUGUGAAUGUCUUAAACAACUUACUAAAUAAGAAUUGCCUCAUCUGGAGCCUGGUGACCAUGUUUGUGUCUAACAGGAGGGAGGAAAAGGAUGGAGAACACCAGCUGUUGUUAAAGAAAAAGAAUGCAUUGUCUAAAUCAUACACUACUGAGACAGACAGUGGGGAGUUCAACAGAAACCGUCGACAUGUUCAGUUCAUUCCAGAGACUGAACAACCAAAUGAGCAAACUCUACAAACUGCAGAUGCAGAAGCAGGAGAAGAAGGUUCACUUAUUCCAAACCUGUCAGAGACAGCCCUUGCAAAUAAAGGCAACCUAGUUGCCAAGUUGUUACUCAUUCUUAUUACCCUGAAAGACAGGUUUUAUGGUGCCCCUAGAAUAAUCCACCUCUUGCCCCCUUAA
Terrapene triunguis (Three-toed box turtle) is the source of this 1257-nucleotide messenger RNA. RefSeq names its product NUS1 dehydrodolichyl diphosphate synthase subunit (gene NUS1). The record is from RefSeq and is a predicted model, not a curated record. Lineage: Eukaryota; Metazoa; Chordata; Testudines; Emydidae. Gene Ontology annotation, cellular component: dehydrodolichyl diphosphate synthase complex; endoplasmic reticulum membrane. Bases 223 to 1257 code for a protein of 344 amino acids. Gene Ontology annotation, molecular function: ditrans,polycis-polyprenyl diphosphate synthase [(2E,6E)-farnesyl diphosphate specific] activity. The transcript is spliced from 4 exons.